Messenger RNA from Schistocerca gregaria, 9294 nucleotides. It is a transcript of the gene Bsg25D, whose product is annotated as blastoderm-specific protein 25D. Gene Ontology annotation, cellular component: centrosome. Gene Ontology annotation, molecular function: calcium ion binding. Lineage: Eukaryota; Metazoa; Arthropoda; Insecta; Orthoptera; Acrididae. Gene Ontology annotation, biological process: microtubule anchoring at centrosome. The record is from RefSeq and is a predicted model, not a curated record. The transcript has 21 exons. Bases 279 to 4166 code for a protein of 1295 amino acids.
GUGUUGCGUACUUCAAAUAACGGGAAUGGGUGUUUGACAGGAAGAGUUGAUUAAAAUUGUUAAAUAUUUAUGAAUUCAUAUAUUUUUGGAUCUAUUUCUUUUGUGACCAGUAUAAAGUUUUAAACUGCUCUCGCUAAAAGUUUGGUUCGUUACAUUUUCAGACUUACGAGAAAAAUGUCGCAGCAGAGACGUGACUUUUAGGUUAAGACAAUAUACGGGCUUAAUCCUUUUUUCAUGUGUGAUGCCUUCGUUGUGAAUAUAACAGUCUGUGCCAUGCCAUGGAGGGCCGAUCGCUCGAUCCAUACGAACAGCAAUUACUUGCAGUGUUUGAAAGCUGUGAUGAACAAAACACAGGGAGCCUUGACAGAAAAAGCCUUGAACAACUCUGCUCCAAGUUGCAGCUUGAGGAACAAGGUCUGGAACUGAUGGAUUACCUUUUGGGAAAUGAUAAGUCCUCCAGGAGAGUGACUUUCACUGAGUUUAAAGACGGUCUCUUAACAAUGUUAAGAGAAGGACAAAAGAAAUGGGACUCUGGGGGUAGAGGAUCCCCCGAUCGAGAAGUGUCCCCAAAAUUUGUUUUUGGACAGAAAAAAUAUGGACGUCGCUCUAAACCAGAAAUAAAAGACAAGGAUCCUCGUAAUAAGGAUGCUGCUGUUGAUUCUGACACUGAAAUUCUUAUAAGUAUGGAUGGGGAUGUCAAAGAUAUCAUAAUGAGAUCCUCACCCGAUACGCCAGCCGCUGAUGAGAGCCAGUUUCCAAGAAAACGAAAGACCAGCAUUGAUGAUGGCAAGAGCUUUAAAAGAUCAAUUUCUCUUCCAGACAACAAAACUCCUGGUGUAAGUGAUGAUAGUGCUCCACCAAGCUUGGAUAGUUCUGAAGAAGAGGUCUUAAGGACAACAUGUGAUUCUCUCGGUGUAGGUCGUAAUGGUUACCUCAACAGGCAAGAGCUGGCACUUGUUUGUCAACGGAUUGGACUGGAUUCUGUUGCCGAUGAGGUUGUCCAACAGGUAUUUGAGAAGCUUUCUGUGGACAACGAAGGUCGCAUAAGUCUGCAAGAAUUUCUACAACUGUUUCGGAAUGCUGGAAGUUGGGCAACAACUGUGGGUGUGAGUGUGUCACCGUCGCUUGUGGAGAAGGAUGCAACGUGUGGCCAUUCUGGAUCGAGAACUUCAGGAGCAGUUGUUGGAGAUCCUGAUGAGACAGGCGAUGUGAAUAAGGAACUACACUUCCUAGCUUUGGAUACAAACAACUCGGGGCUGGUUCCCGUGGAAGCAGUACUAGAGUUGUGGGAGACAGCAGGCAUGUCUCCUGCAACAGCAGCUCGUCUUGCUAGAGAUUUGGGGCUUCCAGAAGUGGGCACAGGUGGUCAAGUGCGUCUUUCAGAUCUGGCCACUACAUUGGAGUCAGAGCUCCCAGCAGCCCAGGCUGAUGCUGCGGCACAUGGAUAUAGUGCUCUGGAGCUUUUACUUCAUGCAGCCCUCGCUCUCUACCAGGCAGAAGUUCGAUGUCUCAGAUUGUCUUUGGAACACCUCCGUGGCGAAAGAGACAAACUUCGAGCUGAUAUAUUAGAUGCCAAUGAACGAGCCUCCUUGCUGGCCCAGGAGGUUGAUGAUAGCCAUGCUCGGCUUGAACAGUCCAGUCAAAUGCAGGUCAAAUUAUUGGAGCAGCGUCAUGCAGAACAACUCCGUGAAGUUGCAGAACAGUUAGGACAGGAACGGGAGCAGCUCGCUGCUCAGGUACACAACCUGGAACAAAGGUUGGCAGCAUUGCAUGAGGAAGAUAGUCGACUGAGACAAGAAUUGGCAGCCUUGAAAGUGGAAAAUGAAGCAGUGGAUAAAGAAAACCAAAGUCUUUUGGAACAGUUAGAGGAAACCAGAAAAGCCAAAGCUAGCCUUCAGAACGAGUUGGAAUCACUAGCGUCACUUCAGCAAAAGAUUAGUGAGCUGGAAGGAAGUCGAGACAUGGUUGAGCCUCUUCUUGAACAAGUUGGGCAGCUUCAGACAGAAAAUACUGAGCUGAGAGAUCGCAAUGAUGAAUUAAAGAUGAAGAUAGAAGCACUCACUGUACAGUUAUCAAGGCUUGCUAGGUCACCACCACCACCACCACCACAGCACCAGGCUGGCACAGAGAACAACAGUGAAACUGUUACUGAUGAGGUGGGGUCGGCAGCAGUGGGUGGAGGAGUUAAAAGAAGGGGAGAAAGUGCUCUGAUCAUACCUCAGGAAGAAAACCCUGAGGAUGAUAGUCCUCGCCUUGGAAAAGUACGGCGCUGUACGCCCGUUGUAAGCAACCGUACUGAUGUUGUGGAUGAUGUCAUGAACAUGCAGGGCCUUCAGAUACAUCCUUCUGCUAAGAGUCAGUGCAUUGUGGAUGCUGACAUUGAUGUGGAUGAACCAGAGUCUUUGGAUUCAAAUCCAGCUCUGUAUAGGGAUGAUGAAACUACUGGAAAUAAUGUAAGAACUUUUCCUCGUCCAACUGAAAUAAUAACCAAGGACAGCUCUGAAGUUGAACGCUUACAAAUGCGUAUUGCCGAGUUGGAGCAAAGGCUGUCACAACAGAACAGCAAGCUUAUGGAAUGGGAAGCUGAAAGAGAUUGCCUGCAAGAAAAAGUGAACAGAUGUUGUGAUCUGAGUUCGAAGACUCUGGGAAGUUCAGAUCUUGUUAGGGGUCAUUUGAAAAAAGUAUUCGAAACACUACGAAAACAAGCUGCAGAAGAACUGAUGGAGGAUGAGGAGUUCUUGUCUAGUCUUCAAAAACAGAAUUGUGAACCUUCCGUCCAAAGAAAUUGCAAAGAAGACAAAACUGAUAAUAUUUUUAAAGUUACCAAAUCAGCAGUCAGUAAUGUGCAGUGUGAUACUGUACCAUCAGAAGACUCUGCAGAAAGCACAAGUGGGAAGAAAGAUGUAGAGCAACUGGAAAGGCACUGCAGGGACUUGGAAUCCCAGCUGGACCAAGUAAAAAUUGAAAUUGUGAAGAUCCUGUCUGAGAAAAAGGCCUGUUCUCAGGAAAACACAACAUUGAAAAGCCAUCUGUCUGAUCUACAGGGUGGAUCAGCAGAAGGACAGAAUAAUGAAGCCCAGGAGCUGCGUGAGCGCUGUGCUGAGCUGGAGGUGAGUCUGGAACUGCUGAGGCAGGAAUACGAACGUUGCGAGGACUACUGGGCUGCAAAGCUGGAUGAAGAACGCCGCCUGUCCGAGGCAGAGCAACGAGCAAGUGAUGAGAAGUUCUCAGAACUCCUUGCUAAAGUGCGGGAGUACGAGGAGCUCUGUAGCAGCACUAGCUGUGACGACGGCGAUGGUUACGCUGCUGGCAGCAGUCUUGGCAGCAGAUCUGGUCGCCUACCAACUAUUGAUGAAAGAGCAAGCCUUGAGAAGCAGGUGACUGAUUUAGAGGAGGAAUGUGAAGAAAUGCGACAGCGGUAUGAGCAAGAGGUGGCAGAAAAAGACCAGCAACUAACUCAGUUACAGGAACGAGUUAGGAUCUUGGAAGCAAAAAGAAGUAGAGGAAGAAGACUAGAUGUUGCUGUGCAAGUAGCUGAUCUUGAGAAUUGCAGUUGGGAAAGUGAUAGGACAUUUGUUGUUGAGCUUGAUGGUGGAAGAAGAGCAAGUCAAAGACUGCAGAUCCCAACUAUAAAUGGUUGUGCAACACCAGAAACCGGUUCAUCUUCUGCAGAAUCAACCACUCGUCAUACACAGAAAUUAAAAGGUGCAGUUGAGUGUGAUCAUCAGUAUUCCCAACAGCACAGAGAUACUUCAUCCAGUGAGCAGGUACAUCAGACAGGAGGUAAGAGGAGCAAUUGGAGGUCUCAGCCGGAUGCAUGUAUGCUUCAAGCAUUGAGUGAACGUCUGCGUCAGCAAGAGCAUUACUGCCAUGAGUUGCAACAGAAAAUACGGCAGUAUCAGCAACAUGCAGAUCUUAUGCUUCAGCAAACAUGGCAGCAGCAUAAGGAAGAGAUAGCAGAGCUACAGUCACUUCUUCACUCUACGCAGGAACGGUUGUUGCAGCAGACUUCAGUUUGCAAGGAUCAGACUGGGCGGCUGGCAUCGGCUGACCUUCUUGUCAAGGAUUUAUAUGUAGAAAAUGCAUAUCUUCAUCAGAGCGUCCAGCGACUAGAACAACGGUGCCAUUCACUAGCACAGAUGACUACUGACUCAAGCUCUGUGUAGUUACUUGUUUUUCUGUUGUGAAUUGGUACUGCCUUCUCACAUUCAGUUUUUCACAUGCUCCCUGUCUUGCACAGUGUAGAUCCAAGAGCUGUUUGAAUGCACUGUACAGUAUUAGUGAAGAAGGAAAGACUUCUUGUGCAUUAGAGGACAAAUAAGAACUGCGCAUUUUGAUUCAAGUAACUAAAAAACUGAUUCAGCACAUUGUAUGAAUUAUCAAUAGACAGUUUUUCUUCUUGCAAGAACAUUUGAUUAGUGUGUUCUAGCUGCCAAACAAUGCAAACAUUGAAAAUUUUCAAUACACAGUAUUCUGUUUUUCCACAUAAUUGUAUUGUCACUUAUGUAUGAUGCAGUGUAUUUUAGAUAAGUAAUUCACUAUCUUAGUAGCUAAUGAACUGCUUGUGUACUUGAGGAAAUUUGAAUCAUAAGAUUGCUUAUAGACCUAUGUUAGCUACUAAGCUCCUCACACACUGCUAUGCAAUUCAUAAAUAAUGUUGCAAUACUUGCCAUACUUUGGUUACUGUUGUAUUUUAAAAUGUAAUUUGUGUAAUUCAUUGUGUCCAAACUAUCAGUAUGACUUCCAUGUCAUGGAUUUUAUGUACACUUCAAAACUAUUUGUUCCCACAAGAGUGAAUAAUUGUAAAUCUGUUUAAAACUUCAGUGGAAAGACUAUUUUCUGCAUAUUGUUGUACUGUUUCCACUUAAAAUAUUCCCUAAGCAUAUCACAGUUUUUGUAGAAUAGUGUGGAAUUUGUGCAGAUUGUUCUCCAAAUAGGAGCUUAUUGGGGACUACCAUCCCUCAUAUCCCUUUGCAUAUUAUCCGUGUUUAGCAUUAUAAGCACAAUAUUUGCUCAUGAGUAAGUGUUUUAUUGCUCAUUAUAUAUGCAAAUAAGUGUGAUAAGCUUUAAUAGUAUGUUAGUGUUAAUUUUUGCAGACACAGUUUAUCACAUGAGUAAAUAUUCAGUUGGUAAUUAUAGGUAAUAAAAGUUGUUUUUCAUUUGCUAAUUACUCAUAGGCAUCAGUCUUCUUCUGACUAUGUAGAUUAUUUGAAUUUCAGGAGCAUUAUCAUAUAUUGAGUUCUCAACAGUAUGCAUGUCCGCCCCAGUAGCUGAGUGGUCAGCGCGACAGACUGUGGAUCCAAAGGGCUCGGGUUCAAUUCCCGGCUGGGUCGGAGAUUUUCUCCACUCAGGGACUAGGUGUUGUGUUGUCCUAAUCAUCAUUUCAUCCCCUUCGACGCGCAAGUCGCCGAAGUGGCGUCAGAUCGAAAGACUUGCACCAGGUGAACGGUCUACCCGACAGGAGGCCCUCGUCACAAGACAUUUCAUUUCAACAGUAUGCAUUGAGGAUUUAGAUGCAGUUUUUAUUUAUGGAUAACUUAGAAUGGAUGUAGAAAAGUUUCAGUACAAGGUUGUCUAUUAAAAUAAAAUUGUCAGUACCUUAAUGAUAUACAUAAUUAAUUUUAUAAAUGUAGAGAAGAUAGAGGGCUGUAGCAAUUAUGCCUUUACACAUUCGGUCAUUGUCAAGUUUUGACCAUAUGUAGCCCUUUUAAUACAGUGCAUGAUUCGUUGUCAGAUAAAAGUGAGAAAUUUGACUGCAACAGAUGAGUUUCAGAAAUAUCUGUGGCACAUAUGAAUUAAUAAUAACAACAAUGACAAAGAAUUCAGUACAUUUCACACAAAGAAAUGAAAUUUCAUAAUGUCAAUAUAAUGAUAUGCAUCCACAAUACGAAGGAAUUCUUCGAUGUAUGAGACAGUGGUCUUAUAUUUGGUAAGAUGAUUGUUAAAAUCUUUGCCCAGCCAUCAGCUUUUGGCUUCUUGCCAUUUCACUAAAUAGCCUUAGGUAAUUGCCAGGAUGACUCCAUGGAAAGGGAAUGGCAGGUUUCAUUUUGUACUCUCUCCAAAAUCUGAGCUUAUGUGCUCCAUCUUUUAUGUGACAGGAUGUUACAACCUAAUCUUCCUUCCUUCAGUCCCUCCUAAAGUAUGUGUACUACAACACAACUUUGAUGAUAGCUAGUAAUAUGAUAUUAUGAUAUUAUAGUGCACUGUCUCAUGAAGUGUUGCUCAGAAGCUAUCCUUCCAGUCAGCUAACAGGUUUAUAAAUGCCUCCAUCUUAUUAAUAUGCAGGUUCCAAGAGGCUAGUAGGUUGUUUUCAUCACCACUUAGCCAUCAGUCUUGUGCAGUUUAUCCUAACUUUUUUUGUGUUCUGUAAUUUUGCCCCAUCUCAGAUCUUUCAUAUUUUGAAGACUACAAUGUGUCUCCAUUUGUCUCUCUUACCUGUUACAAUUUUUCAUUCUUCAAUGGAUCAUUUUUUUGUAUUAUAUAUAUAAACUAUGGAGAAUACUAUUUAUUGAUACUACUAUUUCUGAUCUUCUAACAUUUACAUACAACAUUGUUCGUCUUGAUUUUCAGAAUGACUAACAUCGUCUUCAGUUAUGAAAUAUUUAGAUAGUUGUUAAGAACAUGUUUACAUUACUCAUUGAGGGCAAGGGGGAAAAAAACAAAAAUGAAAAGUAGAGAAUGAUCUUUGAACAUCUUAAUCCCCAGUCUUGAUGCCAGUAGGAAUAAAAAUAAUUGAAUAAUUAUAAUUCAUUAAUUAAUCCCCAGUCUUGAUGCCAGUAGGAAUAAAAGUAAUUGAAUAAUUAUAAUUCAUUAACUAACUAAUUUUAAGAAUUAGAGUACCAUAAAAGUUAACUGAUUGCUCCUGUAAUAUAAUUGUUAGCAACCUUUCUUACUGAUCUUCAAAGCUUCUAAAAGUUCACACAUGAUGCAAAACAUACGGACAUUAUUUCAACAUCAUUUACCACAGAUCAUAACAGUUCAUAAUACCUUCUUCGUCUUCAUUUUAAAAAGCAAUCUACAUUUGGAACAAAAACUUCUCUAUAAUCAGAAGAAAGAUAUUCUUUCAGAAAGUGGUAGCUUCACCAUAAUGUUACUGGCCGCUUCUCCACUUUCAAAUUUUGUUGUACAUUGUCCCAAUGCUAAAGUUUCUGAAGUAUUCUUCUGUCACACAUUGAUUGCUUUAUCAUCUUUUUAUUUUGCAUUCAAUGUUAAUUUCUGUUGUGUGGUUGUCUGGUGCAGUUUUAAUUGUAUUUAUUCUCUUCAUAUCUCUUUGUUCAAUCCCAUUGGGUGCAAUAAUGUAUUAUGCUUGUAUGUAUAGUACAUUUUUGAUGUUCAAGUUUAAAUAGCAUAGGGAGUGUAAUUUUCAAUUUUUAUUGCUUCCAAACAGAAACUUGUUUCAGAGUAAUCUAUAUAUAAAUGACACUUGUGGUGACUGUUUAAUUAAUCUUAUUGGGAUAAAUAGGUCACUUGUCUGUGUAACAGUGAAUGCAGGCUACUUUACAUAGGAUUAGUGAAAUCAUAAAGUUUUCAUAUUUUCUUUGUUUGGGACUGCUUUGUGCUGGGGAGAAUUUUGGUUCUAAGCAGAAGAACCACACACCCACAACUCUGUUUCUUUUAUCUGAGUCUUUACACUAAGUACUAUUCGUAAACCAUUAUUUUAGAACAUUUGUCUUGUCUGAUAAUGACUGUAUUUUAGUGUUUAAAGAUUGAAGAUCAUCUGGCCCCUCUUGUCUUAUCACCAUACCACUUUCAUAAAUGUUUAUUUUCAAUAGAAUUAAGCAGACAAUCAGUAAUCACACCAAUGUCAUAACUUCCACAUAAUGUUUAGCAAAUUAUUUUUUCCAUUAAGGUAUAAGGUUAUAAAUACAUAUUGCAACUGAUAAAUAACCAUUGCAUGAAAGAGUUCUAUGUAUAACUCAACAAGUAGGGAGAUAUUUUGUGAUGUGAAAAGGUGAUAUAUCAUGAGUCACUGUAAUGACAUAUUUCUGUUUCCCUUUCCUGUUUGUCAUUUUACACCUCUUGUAGUGCAGGUAUAAUCUAACACAUUAGCAAUUACUUAUUAUUUGGAUGCUUUGACUUUGUUGUUGUAGAUUCUGAUUUUUAGGGAGCAAAUAUUUUUCAUAAUAGUCUAAAUAGAAGGAAUCAAAGCUCUCUCAAUAGUAUAUAGCCUGCACCAUAGUGUUAGAAGCAGUGUUCAAACUGAGGCAGUCAUUUUAGUGACUAGAUGCUGUUUUUUGCAAAGCUUCAUUGUAGUACUUUUAAGAAAUGGAAAAUAUGUACCAAAUGUUGUGACCUAAGAUUCUGUUGUAAUUUUCAGUUUUAAAUUAAUACUAUUGUUGUACAGCAUAUUUUUCUGUAGAUAAAGAAAAGACAUCAAGUAUUUAUUUGUACUGUUUAUGUGGGCUAAGAGCAUUUUGUGCUGUUGGUCUCUAUUCCUAUGCAUAUUGCUAUACCAAAAUAUAUAUAAUUUUCUAUCUUGUUUUUUGAUUCAUGUAAUAAUCCUUUUUAUACUGAAAGCUUAUUGCUGUCUUUUACAGAAAGGUACAAAUUACAUAUAAGAAUAUUAGUGUAGUUUACAUAUAUCUUUUAUUAUGCAAUAAGAUGUUUGAAUAUUAUUGUACAGUAAUUAAAAUCUUUAUAAAAUGUUGAUAGGUUAAUAUAUCCAUGAAUACACUAUCAUUUGUGUACAGAUAAUAUAGUGUAUUGAUAAAAGACAUAUUUUUUGAAGUAGUGAAUACUAGUCAGAUGUGUCACUGUCAAACUGGCAAACUUGAACGUCCAUUGUGUGCAAUUAUUUGCAUGUUUUUAUAAAAAUUUUCUAAAAUCAUUAUUCUCACCAAUGAAUGGGCUUGCACAUUGUUAAUGGCAACUCUUGAUUUUUUAGUUUCAAAUAACACACACAAUCUGUCAGAUUUGAUACGAAGUUAAGAUAUUGCUGUUAUUUUUCAAGACAGUAUUUGUGUCACUGUUAGUGUAUUAGUAUAGUGUGUUACACUUAAACUCUUGUUGAGAGCUGUGUUGUAUAUGCUGUGUUUUGGUGCUUGAAAUUUUGAAAUAUUAGUACAGAACUUAUGCAUAUUUUCAAAGAGCUUUUUAUGGAUGUCUGUUCAUUUAUCCUUUUUGCAGAUUUGUAAAAAUGAUGAAAAAGAAAUUUAUAUAAAUGGUUUCAAUGUUACCAUGACACAAGAUUUUUGUGCCUUGCUGUUUUUUACAGUGUUUGUGUACAGUUUAAGCAAAACUGCUGUUUAUGUCUCUUUGUGUUUUAAACAUAAAUAAAGAAACUUGGUUGUUAAC